Molecule: messenger RNA, 1200 nt
Organism: Coturnix japonica (Japanese quail)
Lineage: Eukaryota; Metazoa; Chordata; Aves; Galliformes; Phasianidae
Source: RefSeq, a predicted model, not a curated record
AUGCCCAGGGAGCGAUUUACUCGAGCAGCGAGUUGCGCUCACACCGAGGGAGGCGUGCAACCCCCCUGCUGUCCGCGCGCUUCGCCUUUCCAGCACUCAGCACACCACCAUUUUUCCUUAAACAAAGCUGAAGAAAACCCGAACUUGGGCGGCAAUAAAGACGAACGGGGAACUUCCCGAGGCGGGGAGGGCAGCGUGGCCGAGCCCGGAGCCAGCUGCCAGGGCCGGGGCGCAGCGGGCGGUGGCAGAGCGCAAACUAUUCCGGAGCCGAAGCAGACAAAAGAGGGUGUAGCAGCUGCACGGGAGCGGCAGCCCCAGCGUGCCGCCGGCUCCGCGGCGGCUCCCCUCGCCCGUCCCCAUCCGCGAGGAGGUUCGGGCGGGGGCAGGCGGGCGGCGGGGCGGUCACUGCCGCCCGGAGAAGGACGCCCGGAGACCGGGGGCUGCGCGCCCCCCCGCCACCGCCGCCGCGCGGACAACCGGAGGCGGCCGCCCGCUGCUCGCCCCGCGGCGACGGGCGGGUGCCAUAGCAGCGGGGCCGGGGGCAGGGGGCGUGGGCGGGCGGCGGCCACGAGAAACUUUGCCGGCCCCGAGGAGGGGUGCUCGGCCGCCCUUCGCCGGUCCCCGCCGCAAAGUUUCACUCCCAAAACCGCCGGCUGCGGAUCCGACUCCUCGGGGACGGCUCCUCCAUCUCCCGCCGCUCCUCCCGGGACGAGGAAGAGGGAGAAAGGGACAGGCAGCACGCGGUGGGACGGCGGCGGGACUGAGUCAGAACUUUCCCUUCUCCCCUCGGAAGCUCGGCGCGGCCGACCCCCAAGAGCCGCCUCCCCUCCUCCCAGCGCCGCUCUGCCGCCCGCCCCACCGGGCGCGAGCUUUGUAGGGCGUCCGGUUCCGCCCCGGCGGGCUGCGGGGCCGCGGCCGCGAGGGAGGAGGAGCUGGGCGGGGGCUCGAAAGUCGGGGCCGGGAGGUUCGCCGUGUUCGGGUGGGAGCGGGCCUGGGACAAUUUGGCUACCGGCUGCUCGCACCUCGCUGUCAAGUGAAGUACAGCCAGCGGAUGGGAUCGGCGAGGGAAGGGCUCCUGUUUGCACGGGAUUUUACCCAACGUGUACGUCGGGUGUAGCUCGUGGGGAAAAAAAGGAAAAGAAUAAAACCAACAAACCUGCACCUGCUGUCGCUGGUUUUCUUUGAUUUUCGAAAACUGAC